Messenger RNA from Uranotaenia lowii, 2195 nucleotides. It is a transcript of the gene Tif-IA, whose product is annotated as RNA polymerase I-specific transcription initiation factor RRN3. The record is from RefSeq and is a predicted model, not a curated record. Gene Ontology annotation, biological process: transcription initiation at RNA polymerase I promoter. NCBI's taxonomy places the organism in Eukaryota, Metazoa, Arthropoda, Insecta, Diptera, Culicidae. Gene Ontology annotation, molecular function: RNA polymerase I general transcription initiation factor activity; RNA polymerase I core binding. The transcript is spliced from 4 exons. The coding region runs from base 244 to 2073 and encodes 609 amino acids. Gene Ontology annotation, cellular component: nucleus.
AGUAAGUGUGUGGGUGAGAAAACGUCAGAUUCAUUGAAGAAAAUGCAAAACGUGUAAAAACGUGCUCUUAAUUCAAGUUUAAUUGGAAAGUUUUAUAAAACUAGUUCUUACAAAACGGUAUUAUUCCGAGAAAUAAUUCUCUCAAUAGUUAAGUGUUUGGUAUAAGAGACUCCACAUAACCUUCAGUUACGGAAGCACUUCCUUAUUAGUAGGAGUAAAUCGUAGUAAAAAUACGAUGUCAGGAUGUCGCUCACAGCGGAGAAACGCCGAUUGUCGUCGAUUUUGAAACCUUAUCCAAGUUCGGACGGAGCGAAAAUCAAUGGGAGUCUGUCGCAAAACAAGGUUCAUUUCGAUGACUUCAGCAUUGAAUCGGUGCUAAGAGAUGUCCUGGACCACAACCGUCUGCAACGGUACGAACGUCUCCUGGCCGAGGUCAAAGAUGAGCAGUACGAUGACAGAAAAUUCCAACAAAUGUUCGUGGAAGCCAAGAAAUGCGUACAUCUGUUGAAUGUCAACUUCGGGAUGCUGGUGGAAGCGUUACUUUCGGUGCGCUGGCUGUCCCGGGAAGAAUCCGCCCAGGAGCUGUACAAAGAUUUCGUGAUAGAAUUGCUGGUGGCGCACAAUAACUACACAUCGCUAGCGGUGGCGAAGCUGAUUCAGAAUUUUGUCCUAAAGGAUGAGGACCGCUCCGGUUGGGUUCAGGGUGUGGCCAACAGCGAGGUGAUUCAAAAGUUUGCACCAAUUCAUGAUUUGAUUUUGCGCCUCAAGAACGUGAUACCCAUGAUUUUCAGUGUGAUACUAGUGCAAUUGCGCAAACAUUUUCCGUAUUUCAAGAAACCUACACAUGUGGUUUGCGGAUACUUGCAUAACACUUUAUGGAUGACGGAGUAUUCAUCGAUGUUCAGUGAAGAGCUUAUGGACAUCGUAUUCAAUCGGUUGCUGGCCAUUGACGUCAAUGCACCGCGGAACGAGAUCGAAGAAGCCGAAUUCCCUGAGGACGAUCAGCAAAUCUUCAACAUGGAUCAAGACCCGACUGACGGUACUGGGCCAGACGAUGAUGAUUGGAAAAUGAAACUUCCGCUGGCAGAAACACUGGACUGUUGCAUGGAGCAGAUAUAUUCGUUCAUUGAACAGCGUCUUACCAGUGCGGGUGCUAGCUCGGGCGAAUCAGAUCGGUUGUUCAAAAUGUUGCUAACAUUAUUUGAUAACCAUAUCCUGCCGACUCAUAAUACACACCACGUGCAGUUCCUAAUGUUCUACUUGUGCAGUUUCAAGUCAGCUUACGUGGAAUAUUUUAUAACGCACUUGUGGGGGCAGGUCUGCAAUCCAAAUGUGUCUACUCCGAUGAGGCAGGCCGCCGUAGGAUACGUGGGAAGCAUGCUGGCUCGUGCUAAAUUUGUUCCCGUUGGGCUAUUGAAAUCCACCCUACGCGAGUUGUCUAACUGGGUGCACAAUUAUAUACAACGGACUGAUUCGAUGAACUAUAACCAGUCGCUGAAAGCUCACAUGGUAUUUUAUUCGGUGUGUCAAGCUAUAUUCUACGUCGUCGCUUUCCGAAGUAGACUACUUACCUCUUGUGCAAAGAAUCUAUCGUUCCUGCAAUCUCUGCAGCUUUCAUCGAUUGUCACUUGUCAUCUGAACCCACUGAGGGUUUGCUUACCGACUGUGGCCAAUGCUUUUGCCGGAGUGACGAGGGCACAUCAACUGGCAUACUGUCACACCAUCUUAGAGAGAAAUGCAAGGCGAAAACUUGCAACGGUCUACAAAACAGAAUCCCAGAUGCCGGACGAAUGUUUAGAAACAUUCUUCCCCUUUGAUCCAUAUUUGCUUAAAAAGUCGGGCAAACGCAUCGAUCCUAUAUUCAUGCCUUAUCAGUCCAGUGAAGCAGAAGAAAGUAACGGAGAUUCAAUUAAUUCACCCGGCUCACGUGGACGUAAACGUUACGAAUCUAUGUCCGAAGAUGUGGACGACUUCAUCCAGGAAGUUAAACGACACAAGAACGGAGUCGGAUCAGAAAACAGUGAUGUACCCUUCACCUACUCCUACGGAGUAUCUCCCGGUUUUCACAACUAACAACUUGGAAUCAAUAUAAUCAAAAGACUUUGAUUUUUCUACUGCUUUAAGGGAACUAACGUUUAUUCAUAAUACAUGUGUAUAUAUACACCAGAUUAAAUAUUUCAUACUGUUCAACUUUA